Messenger RNA from Scleropages formosus (Asian bonytongue), 2327 nucleotides. RefSeq names its product septin 7b (gene septin7b). The record is from RefSeq and is a predicted model, not a curated record. Gene Ontology annotation, molecular function: GTP binding. Bases 84 to 1361 code for a protein of 425 amino acids. Gene Ontology annotation, cellular component: septin complex. Lineage: Eukaryota; Metazoa; Chordata; Actinopteri; Osteoglossiformes; Osteoglossidae. The transcript has 15 exons.
UCCAACGAAGAGUCGUGCGCACGCCCGCGGUGUCGUCGAUCUCUGACAGACGUGCUAGAGGAGCGGCUGCGGACGGUCACGACAUGGCUCAACAAAAGGACCUAGAAGGAUAUGUUGGCUUCGCAAACCUUCCCAACCAAGUCUACAGGAAGUCAGUCAAGAGAGGCUUUGAGUUUACGCUCAUGGUUGUAGGAGAAUCCGGGCUGGGGAAGUCUACGCUCAUCAACUCCCUGUUCCUGACAGACCUGUACUCCAGUGAAUACCCUGGUCCUUCACACAGAAUCAAGAAGACUGUGCAGGUGGAGCAAUCAAAGGUGUUAAUAAAGGAAGGAGGAGUCCAGCUCCUCCUCACAAUAGUUGACACCCCAGGAUUUGGAGAUGCUGUGGACAACAGUGAUUGCUGGCAGCCGGUCAUUGACCACAUCGACAGCAAGUUUGAGGACUACCUCAAUGCAGAGUCCCGUGUGAACAGGCGGCAGAUGCCGGACAACAGGGUCCAUUGCUGCCUUUACUUCAUCGCCCCAUCAGGACAUGGACUAAAACCACUGGAUAUCGAGUUCAUGAAACGGUUGCAUGAGAAAGUGAACAUCAUUCCUUUGAUUGCCAAAGCUGACACACUCACUCCUGAGGAGUGCCAACAAUUCAAGAAGCAGAUCAUGCGAGAAAUCCAGGAGCACAAAAUCAAAAUCUAUGAGUUCCCUGAGACAGACGAUGAGGAAGAGAGAAAGCUGGUGAAAAAGAUCAAGGACCGCUUGCCUCUUGCUGUUGUCGGUAGCAACACCUCCAUCGAAGUCAAUGGGAAGAGGGUUCGAGGGAGGCAGUACCCCUGGGGUGUAGCGGAAGUGGAAAAUGGGGAGCACUGUGACUUCACAAUCCUACGAGACAUGCUCAUAAGGACUCACAUGCAGGACCUGAAGGAUGUGACCAACAACGUACACUAUGAGAACUACAGGAGCAGGAAGCUGGCGGCUGUCACCUACAAUGGAGUGGAUAACAACAAGAGCAAGGGCCAGCUCACCAAAUUUGACACAGUUGAAGGCAUAAGCCCGUUGGCCCAGAUGGAGGAGGAGCGGAGAGAGCAUGUCGCCAAGAUGAAGAAGAUGGAGAUGGAGAUGGAGCAGGUCUUUGAGAUGAAGGUCAAGGAGAAGGUGCAGAAACUGAAAGACUCUGAGGCAGAGCUGCAGCGACGUCAUGAACAGAUGAAGAAGAACCUGGAGGCGCAGCACAAGGAGCUGGAGGAGAAGCGGCGCCAGUUUGAGGAGGACAAGGCCAACUGGGAGGCACAGCGCCUGCUAGAGCAACAGAAACUGGAUGCUUCCAGGACCUUGGAAAAGAACAAAAAGAAGGGCAAGAUCUUUUAAAAUAUGUGAGGAACUCCCAGGGAGAGAGGUUGGGGAACUCCAUGUUGUGCUCUCUGCCAGUCUGCCAGCCCUGUGCAGCAGUGUUUCGGCUAGCCAGCAACACACCAGGUCAGCGUGACAUUGCCCUGCAUGCGGGAUGACUGACGCAGUGCUUUACACAAGCCGGCCCGGUGUAUUAGGGCACUUACCCUAAAUGAAAUGUAGAACCUGGAUACGUUUAUCAGAUUUAAGGGUUUUUUAACUUUUUUUUUUUUUUAAUUGUUAUUCCAGUUUUAAUGAAAAACAUUGGCCAAAUUAUGCAAAGGAAAUUUUCUAAUGCUGUACAAUCAAGGUUUGCAUUUGGUUGAUUAAACCAUGAUCUUUCAACAUUGCUGAACGUUCCAGUGUUUUCCCAGAACCUGCUGUUAUCUUUCUUUAUGCUUCUUUGUAAUAGAAAGCAUGGAACCUCAUGCCAAGUCUACACUUGUCAAUUGGUUUGUGUCAGAUGACAAAUGGCUAAUGAGAGAUGUGAACAGAAACUUAAAGGCCAGCUUGCAACUCAGGCUUUUUUGUAUUUUUAUUUGUGAUUGCUUUAUCUCUUUUAAAAAAAAAAUUGCUUCCAUUUCUAGUAUAUAAUUUAAAAUACUUUUCCCUGGACCACAAUUUAUAACUUUUUUUAUGUGAUACUACUUAUACAUGUAUUUGUUUUAUAUAUUGGCCUUCACUAAAGUUCACGUUAUAUGGCGUGUGUGUUCAGUUGUGGGGGGUAGACUCGUCUGUGGACCAUGUAGUUUCAUAGGCAUUUCAAACUGAAUAAAGGAGAACGUUUGUAACUACUUGUUUGAAUAAACAUGUAACAGAGUUGGCUCUCCUGAUAAUUCAAAGCCAAUGCCAUAUUUACUGUAGCUUUGUUCAUGCGAUGCAUUUAUGUAUUAAUUUUAUUUUUAUUCGUAUCGUACAAAGUCACAAAAUAAACAUGUGAUGAUA